This is a messenger RNA of Aegilops tauschii subsp. strangulata, 561 nucleotides long. NCBI's taxonomy places the organism in Eukaryota, Viridiplantae, Streptophyta, Magnoliopsida, Poales, Poaceae. The record is from RefSeq and is a predicted model, not a curated record.
AUGUGGCCAAGGACAGAUAGUUUGGACAUUGAGCCUCCUGUUUUCAAAGAACACAAGGGCAGUGCACAGACUAAGAGGAGAAAGGGCCAAUUUGAGAAGCCAGCUCCCAAAGACACUUCAAGGAUGGCCUCAAUUACCUGCUCCAACUGUAAUAAGGUGGGCCAUAGGUACACCAAUUGCCAAGAUGCUUUGAAGCCUGCACUGGCUAUGAGAAAUAACAAACAUCAGCCAAGCACCAGCUCUUACCCACCUGAUAGUAGAACUACAGCAGCACCUGCAAGGACUGCAGCCUUUGCUGGUGGAUCAUCAAGGAGGGCAACAACUGCUGCCAGUAGACCAGCUCCAGCAAGGAGGGAAACAUCUGCUGCAAGGAGGGCAACAUCUGCUGCUGCAUCAGCUGCUCCCAAGAAUAAGGCACCAGCAACUAGAUCUUCAUCAGCUGCUGCAAAGGGACCAAGGUUAGCUUUCUUGCCUCCAAGACCAACUGAUGGUUCCCAGAGAGUCAGGAAGCCCAGCUACAGAAUGAAGGGAUACUUGACUGCCUCUGGUGCAGAAUGGUGA